GACGUCAUUGAAGGAUUUUGAUUGCCAAAUCAGGUCGCUUCUGACAUGGACUCAGCACUGAGUUUAGAACAUUUCUCCGCGACUUCAAAAGUGUAGUUCUUGUGUGAGUUUGAAGAAGUUUGUUACCUCGUCUUCUCUGCUUAUUAGGCUACCUUGUUUCAGUGAUGGCGUUACAUGGCAAAGUGGCUUUAGUGACUGGUGCGGCGGAAGGUUUGGGAAAAGGUUUCUCAGAAAUUCUUUUGCAAGAAGGAGCAAAGGUAGCCCUGUUGGAUAUAAAUGAGUCAGGGGGGAAGGAUUUGAAGGCUGCCUUUGAUAAAGAAUAUGGACCAGACAGAACACUGUUUCUUACCUGCACCGUUGAAUCUGAGGAACAACUAAAAGAUGCCUUUGAGAAAACGGUAGAGACGUUUGGGGGCUUAGACAUCGUCUGCAACAACGCUGGUAUCAUCGAUGAGACGAACUGGGAGAAAUGUGUGUCUAUAAACCUCAAUGGAGUGGUGAGAGGCACGUAUCUGGCUCUCCAGCACAUGAAAAAGCAGAACAGAGGGCAGGGAGGGGUCAUCAUCAACGUAGCGUCUAUGGCAGGUCUGGGUCCUCUGCUGACUGCUCCCAUCUACACAGCCACCAAACACGGGGUGGUGGGGUUCAGUCGGGCUAUGGCGGAUGUCUCCUGUUUGUGUGACUACGGGGUGCGAAUUAAUGUCCUCUGCCCUGCAUUCGUCCAAACCGCCAUCCUCUCCUCCCUGAGUUCAGAGGCGACUGCGGGACAGUUCGCAGGUCUGAGGGGAGUGGCAGAGAAACUACUGGAAAGGUUUGGUGUGCUUGAAGUCUCCGAGGUAGCCAAGAACUUCUUGAAGCUGGUGACGGAUGAGAGUCGAAACGGAGAGGCCCUUUUGGUACAGAAGGAGGGAGCUUCAUAUGUAACGUUUCCCCAAGUGGCUUCCCAGCUGCCCAGUAUCCUUGCCCCAUCUCUGUAGCAGAAUCCCACCCCCAGCUAGCUGGUAUGUCUGCAGUCUAACACAAGGCCUGGACCUGUGUGUUCUGGUGUUCUGGACCUGUUGCUUGUAUGAAAUAACUAUUGUGUAAACAACAUGAUUGUAUUAUCACCUCCCACUAUAUAAGGGACAUGUAACCAUUUACUCUUCGAGUUCUUCCCUGUGAAAUCAGAGAUCUCAUUCUCGCAGCUGCAUGAUUAAAGAUUUUUCUAUUAUAGAA
This is a messenger RNA of Salvelinus namaycush (lake trout), 1215 nucleotides long. RefSeq lists its product as uncharacterized. Bases 165 to 977 code for a protein of 270 amino acids. Gene Ontology annotation, cellular component: cytoplasm. The record is from RefSeq and is a predicted model, not a curated record. Gene Ontology annotation, molecular function: oxidoreductase activity, acting on the CH-OH group of donors, NAD or NADP as acceptor. NCBI's taxonomy places the organism in Eukaryota, Metazoa, Chordata, Actinopteri, Salmoniformes, Salmonidae. The transcript has 7 exons.